AUGAAUGCCUUACAAAGAUUACCAGUUAUUUGCUCUUUCUUAGUGUUUCUUGUCUUAUCCAAUGUUUUAUGUUUCAGAGGCAACCACGGAUACAAUUCUUCAUCAUCUCUCUAUAAUGGAAGCCAAUUUAUUGAACAAUUAAAUAACAGUUUUACUUCAGCUUUUCUUGAAUCACAAUCAAUGAAUAAAAUUGGUGAUGAAUUAGCUGAGACCAUAUCAAAUGAACUUGUUAGUGUUUUACAAAGAAAUGCACCAACCUUUUUAGAAUCAAGUUUUGAUAUCAAAUCAGAAGUAAAAAAACACGCAAAACAAAUGUUAAAGGAAUUAAUCAAAGUAGGAUUGCCAUCAGUCGAAAAACUAGUAGCUGAAAAUAUUAAACCACCAAAGGUUGACCCAGGAACAUAUGGUAUAGUAGCACCAGUAUUAACAUCCUUAUUUAAUAAGGUAGAAACAGCUGUAGGUACAAAUGUUUCUGAUGAUAUAUGGAAUUACAAUUCACCAGACGUCUCAGAAAGUGAAGAAAGUUUAUCAGAUGAUUUCUUCGAUUAA
Messenger RNA from Plasmodium adleri (nom. inval.), 549 nucleotides. Its product is annotated as cell traversal protein for ookinetes and sporozoites. The record is from RefSeq and is a predicted model, not a curated record. NCBI's taxonomy places the organism in Eukaryota, Apicomplexa, Aconoidasida, Haemosporida, Plasmodiidae. The coding region runs from base 1 to 549 and encodes 182 amino acids. The transcript has a single exon.